Didymodactylos carnosus is the source of this 7518-nucleotide messenger RNA. The record is from the annotation of a GenBank genome assembly. NCBI's taxonomy places the organism in Eukaryota, Metazoa, Rotifera, Eurotatoria, Philodinida, Philodinidae.
AUGGAUGAAAGAGAUGAAAGAGAACUUAAUACAUGCUUGAAUUCAAUUAUUCAAAAAGUAGAUCAAGUUACGGAAAAACUGAAAGAUAAACAUAAACAGCCGUCUACUUCUGCUUCUCCUCCUACUUCUCAACCAGAAACAGGCGAAGAUCCAUUGUUCAAUAAUUCUGUGCAAAACAAUAAUGUAAACACGUUUACAAUUGACAAUGAUGAAAAAGACUUACUCGAUACAUUGACAAAUGACGUUCAAAAUAUACUACGAGGAAGUUUACCUCUGUUGUCAAAAUUUUGUUCAACCUAUAUUGAAGAAUAUUUACAUCAAUAUCAUUUUAAUAGAGAACAAGCAGCAUUCACCGAAGGAUUGACAGCUAAUAUUCUUUACACAUUUCAACGUGAACUUCGUGGUUUACUAAUGGCAGCAAAAGCUUAUCCAUCGGCCCUGCGCGGUGAAAGGGACACUGUAAGAGAAUUUCUUAACCAUUUUCCAAACUACAAAGAUAAAGCCGGUUAUUGGGGUACAACAUUACUUUAUUCAGCUGCACGUAACGGUCACUUGCUGUUAGUAAAAUAUUUAAUUGAAUCAGUUGGUUGUUCUGUAAAUGCUCAAAAUAUAGAGGAUAUCAAUUUUGCUCUAUCGAAAGAUAAUGCCUCAACAAUAAGUCGGGAUUAUAAAGCUGAUCCAAAAGCAGCAUCGACUGCAUUACAUGCCGCUUGUUACAAUAAUCAUCUGGAUGUUGUCAAAUAUUUGAUUGGCAAGGGUGCAAAUUAUUUUUUAUUAAAUCAAUUAGGUGAAACACCUAUACAAAAUGCUCAGCAUAAUAGAGACAUAAAAGGAUUUUUUCAAAAUUAUCUCAUACUUACCUAUACUACCAUUCCUAAUGUUCCAUUGCCAAAUACAACUAUUUUAGAUAGUCAAAAUCGAGCGGUCAACGAUUGUGUUUGGGAAUAUAAACCAGUACGUGCAGUUAUAUGGGAAGAAUUCACAAAAACUGAACAUGACACAUUGUCAGCAUCAUUGAUGCCGAUAACCGAUGAACAAAAACAAUUUAGUAACACAAUCUAUUUAAGCGUACGUCAAGGUACGUACAGUGUACAAUUACUAACAUUUUUACGUGGGGGUAAAAAUCAAGAUCCAAGUCCAACGAAUAGAGACAGUUUGGCUUGGAUUCGCUGUCGUGGAUCGAGUAUUGCCAAUUUUGAUAUUCACUGUACAUGGCAAAUGAUGCUCGUACAACACCAUAAGGUCAAUUCUCAAACAACAAAAACACCAUCGUUAGAGGCGUUAGCCAUACCUGUUAACUAUGAUAGUAAAUUUCAACUACAACUCCAUAAUUGGUACACAUGUAAUACAACUGUCAACGAUAUAUUAGAUCACACAAUGAAUUAUCGACGAAUAUAUGUCGAUAUUGAUUGUAAGUAUAUUGGAACUGUUACAGCCAAUUUACAUAAAUUUACAUUUGCCAAUGAUGAGAAAACAAUAUUGGGUUUUAUUCGAUGGAUACCAAAAUUCAUUUCAAAUACAUCCAGUAAUAAAAAUACAAUAAAAGAAUUAGAUGACUUUCAAUCAGUCAGUUCAGCAAAUCCGAUUCCAUUGACAACAAAACGCUUGGAACAAUCGAUUCGUUCAAAAGCAACAAACAGUAAUAAUGUAGGUGAUGAGAACGAUGAAUUCGAUUUAAAUAUGAUGACAGUUGAAGAUGAAGCUGAUGAUGAUGAUGAUGAUAGUAACACUGAUAAGCCAAGUCAAUCCGCUAAGUUAAUUAUCAAUAAUGGUACUUGGGUAAUAACUGAUAUUAUGAAUCCUGAUAUUCCAGAAGAAAAUGAACUUGGAAGCCCACUACUCACUGGUAUUACUACUAUGACUAUAAUUCCUGAUGAACCGGGCACCUUUAAUGAUUAUGUAAGUGAUCGAGCGAAUAAACCAGCAAAUAGUCAAGAGAAAAUUGAAAUAAAAGAUGCGCCUGUUGCCAGUAAUAACGUACAACAAGCUGCUGCAACUGUUGCAGCUAAGACAACUUUGGAAAUUGAAAAUGAACAGCUCAGAGUAAAAAUGACUACGUUAGAACAGCAAAUCAAUGAACAAUUGACAAACUUCGAUGAACUGUCAGCAGCAAAUCAACAAAAGUUAGGCGCAACAAUGACCGAAUUAGACAGAAUACAUCAAGUAUUAGAUAGAAAAGAGAAUCAAGAAAAAAUGAUCAAUGAAACAGCGAAAAAAAUAUCCAUCAUUGAAUAUACUCUACCCCAAUCAAGUCAGUUGGUACUAUUAAAAUUAAGUUUAAUAAUCAAGAUAUUAAAAACACUCGAUUAUCCACAUAAGCAAUAUUUUAUUGAUAGUGUACCCAUUGUGGAAAUUUCCGAUCGAAAUAAUUGUACGUUGAUUUUGAAAGGUUUCCUCGUACAUCAUCAACAAUUGAAAGCCAUACUUGACCGAUUACAAGCGCUAUUUACUGUCGUACAAUCAGCUCAAGAUUAUUAUCAACGAGAAUUAAAUAAAAGUGUUCGACAGAUAUUACGAAUUAUUGGACGAGUCCAUUCAACCAGAUUGACAAAUUGGAAACAUUAUUCAACUUCUCUUAUUAAACUAAUUCAUCAGAAAUUGGAUGAAUAUACUCACAAUUUCAAUCAAUAUAUCAAUGACCAAUCAAAAUUAUUAAUUGACGGCUACAUUGAAAGUCGUUUACAACCACCGCUGAAGGAAAUGGAAAAAUUGACAAACGAUUACAUGAAAAAAAAACAACUUCUUACUGAUAUUGAAACAUUGAAACAUCAGGCAUUAGACGAAUUUGUUCGUGAUCAUAUUCUAGUGCAACAAAACUCAUCGAAAAGUGUGCCAAAAAAAGAAUCCAUUUUAACAUUGAAUAAACAUAUUGACAAGAUAAAAACAUUGUUAAAAACUAAUUCCAGUUAUAAUGGAUGUGAAUUAAAACAUUUUCAAAUGAUUGUCCCAUUAUUACAGCGUAUAAUGAUCUUUUAUCAUUGUUUCCUAUUACAAUUACCACUAUUCGAUGCAUCAGUUGAUCUGAUGGAUAAAAUAGAUAAGAAUACAGUGUUAACUAUCACAACAGCAACGGGAUCAGGUAAAUCGACUCUUCUGCCAGCCUUGUUGGUUGCUGAAGGAUAUGAUAAAAUAAUUGUUACACAACCUCGACGUUUACCAUGUAAUUUGAUAUCCCAACGUGUUAAUACCAUGAUCGACAGCGAUAUUAGUGGAUGGGCAGUAAGUGGUGCCGAAAAAAAUGUUCAAGCCAAAAUUUUAUAUUUGACAGAUGGUCUUUUGAAAGAGCGUUUAUUAAAUGAUGAAAAUCUGAUAACAAAAAAUACACAAUUAAGCAAAUACGUCAUCUUUUUUAUGGAUGAAGUUCAUGAACGAUCAGUAAAUAUUGAUUUAUGCUUAGGCCUAUUUGCUCGUCUAUUGACAAUUAAACCGGAAUUAAAAACCAAAAUGAAAUUAAUUAUCUCCUCCGCUACACUAGACGCAUCCGUUCCAAAAUUGUACCGACAAAUACCCAACUGUGCAUUGAGUGAAUUUAAUCUAAUAUCAUUAUCGACACUUCAUCCAGUAACUGUGAAUUCUGCAGAACAAGAAAACAUAUUAGAUUUAGUACAACAAUUGUACAAAAAACGUAUGAGACACGAUCAAAUCUUGUGUUUUGUCAGUUCAACACAAGAAGUCAAGGAAUGCUGUGAGCGGAUCAAGUAUUUGACAAAUGGUUCCAUCGAUGCCUAUCCAUUAAUUCAAGCACAGUCGGCGAUUGAGCAAGAAAAAAAUAUUGAGCAAGGUGCAGUUUUCUUUUCAACAACAGUAGCCGAAACAUCAUUGACAUUUCCAUGUUUGAAAUACGUUAUUGAUACCGGUCUCAUUAAUAUGCCAGUGUACAGUUUAGAGCUUGAACGAACAGAUUUAAAAGAGACUAAAGCAGCUGAAUCCAAUACGAAACAACGACUAGGACGUUUGGGCAGAACACAACCAGGUGAAUAUUAUGCAUUGUACGCUUAUAAACCAGGUGAACAGCGACCAUAUCCCAUACCGCAGAUAUGUCAGACAGAUCUAGUAAAUAUUGAAUUUUCAUUGCGAAAGUCACCAUUAAAAACUAGUCUUAAAGAUUUCAAAAAAUAUUUACCGGAUCAACCAGAUCAACUGUACAUUAAUGAUGCCAUUAAACAAUUACAACGAUUAGGUAUAUUGAGCACUUCUCCAGGUGAACAUUUUACUAGCCACGGUGCUCAGAUAGGAAAAUUACCAGAUUUUGGGUCAUUGCCAAUGUCAAAAGCUGUCUUGUCUGCUUUGACCACUAAUCGAUGUGGUCGCGAUUUGAUUGUUCUAUCAUCCAUUCUGUCUGUAUUGAACUCAUCAACCAUAUUAAAAUCGAUUCCCGAAGAAUAUAAACCUCCCGAAGGUGAUUUUAUGACAUUGCUAAAUGUGAUGAAUAUGGUACUGUUGGUACGGGAAUCCGUAUCCUCUCGAGAAUUUAGUGUUGAUCGUGUUUGUACUGCAAAACGUUUGUCACGCAUUACACACGUAAUUAAACAAGCAUUACGACGUUAUACAAAUUUAGAAAAAGCAUUCAGUCUAUCUAAUGAUUUUCGAGAGCUCGCACAAGUUCGGUCGGGCAAAUGGGAAUUAAUAGCCAAAGCCCUGUUAGCUGGAUAUUCGGACAAGGUAUAUGUAUCACUAAAAAUUCUGCAAGGUAAAACACAACAAUUUCUAAAGUAUAACGUUGCAACGCCAAAAUCUCCAUCGAAUGAAACAGUAGCCGUCAUAGACACAUCAUCUAAACUACGAACGAAAAAUAAAGGACCGCCACCCGCCUCUCUUGUACUAGCACGUGAUGUUCUCUACUUAACUGCAGUACGUUCAACAGCCAUCAUAUCAUUUGUCGGACAAAUUGAAUCAUCGUGGAUUGAAUAUAGAUUUAUUCGUGAAUUACCAUUAAAUGAAAAUGAAGAAAAAAAAUUCAAUGACGACAAUAUUUUAUCGAGUGCUAUUAGACAAUUUUCUCAAAUUCAUAUACAUGUUAGUAAUAAAACAUUGAUACUUCGUGGUCCAUCCGGUGAAGUACUGAAUGCUGAAUUGCACAUUCGUCAACAGUUGGUAACAGAAUUUAAAUUUACUUUGUCUCCAAUUAUCAAUGGGCACGAAAACCAAAAUCUGAAAAGAAAUUUAACAUUGGUUACAAAAAUGCCGAUUGAUCUGUUCGGACCCUUACGCUGGCGAUGGGAAGCACAACAUCAAGUAAAAAUACGGACGAAAAAUAAUCACACCAAUGGAACAGUUAGCGUCACAGUGGAAGGUCUUGAUUCACAAAAUCAACUAGUAUAUAAAGAAUUUAUAUCAUUUUCAAAAUGGUUAAGCAAUUGUGUUGUGAUAAGAAAUCCAGAUUCAGGUAUGCUUCCCUUAAAAAAUGAGGAAAACUAUGAAACCAUAAUUCUUAUCCGUAUGUUCCACACAAACGAUGGUGUAGCAACCAAUGGUCACAGAGGCAUCUAUCCCCACCUGUAUAUUUGACGCAUUUCGUACCACCUCGCAGAUUCUCGCACGUCAGUGUAGCAUCUGAAAAAUUAAUUUCUACAGCAAAAAAGCGUACCACCUUACUUUCAAACACAGAGGCAGAUCGUUUGCUCUUAGAGAGAACACGAACUUUUUCUCGGUUUAGUUCUCAGCUUGCUGAUCUUUCCCAUCCCGGCCACGGUCGUGUGCACGAAUAAAAAUCUUCGUGGAGCGCCCAUAAAAGUCCCAUAUCCUUCAACACGCAAAGAAGCAGAAUAUUUAACUGUCUAAAGUAGACAUGAGUCGAACCACUGUCACCAAAAGGUCCGAGCUAGGAUCGAUUUUUUAAAAACUGGCUACGUGAAAUAUUUUCUUGCGAUGGAAAAAAGAUAUUUGUACUUUUCUAUACUUCAAAUAAGCGUUUAUUCUUUUUAUUUUUAAAAAGGCGUCUCGAAUUCAUGUUAGGUUUGCUGAUAAAGAUCCUCGUUUACAAAUGUCACAGCAGUUUAAAAAGGCGUCAUUUGUGAAAACAUUUACGGGUUCAAGUGAUACAGUAUUGGGGCUUAAAGGUUUUUUUACUAGACCCGUAUAAGUGCGAAAAAUUUUGAUCAAGCACAUGGAUAGUUAAGGCGCUGUCGUGCUAGUAAAAAUUCGUUUCUUAAACGCUUACGUUGUUUUUAAGCGUAGUCCCGCCCCUCAUUCCGCCUCUCUUGGAAAUCCAGAAACUCGAUGUCUGAUUCGAGAUUUUAUAUCGGAGACAGAAAAUCCAUGUAUUUUUGCCCAGAAUGUUCUGACAUGUUCUCCUGUGGUUUUUUGGGAAACGCUAUUUUUCAUUCAGUGACAUUACGCCCCUCGAAAGAAUGAUCUGAUCGGUCUAAAAGCUUUUAUCAGAGAGACUCUAGACCCUGUCUCAGUUCAACAUUUUCUUUUUGAAAAAUACUAAAAAUUCCAUAUAAAAAAUAGCGUUUUUUAUUUUAAAAGCCGUCUCACACCAAAAGUUGAAAUCGAAAGCGCUCAAAAGAUCUUUGAACCUGAGAUAAAGUCUAAAUAUCUAUGGUGAAAGUCUCAGCUCGAUCAAAUGAUUCUUUGAAGAAGUCGUCAUAUGACUUGACUGAGCGGACUAGUGGAAAGUCACGUAGUGAGAAAAAUACGUUUUGUAGAUCACUUGUUUCAGGGUAUUUGUAAACUAUACUCCCACCCACGCCCAACCUCAAACUAAAGUUUUAUUACAUAGUUGCCAUAGAGGGUGCCGAGUUGUCUUCGCAUCCGCCCAUCUUUUUUUCUAUCUUGGCUUAGCUGGAGUACAGGAGGAGAUAUUCGUAAAUCAUACAUCCACCCACACCCAGCCAAAAUUCAUUCACACACACUCACCGCUAGUCACAUGGGUGGAUAGAGGGUGAUGAGUUGUCCUCACAUCUUCCCAUAUCUCAUCCAGAAAUUGCUUCUAAUGAAACAAAAGGUUUUUUUCUUUUGAUAUUAUAAUUGCAUAUUAUUCUAUAUUGUCUGGUUGUCUUUAAGUGAGUGAUAUCGUUCAUCUAUACACAUACAGAGCUUUCAAGUCAGUUGGUGAUGAAUCACUGCCAAUGUCUUUACCUAUCCACCACUAAUGAACUAUGAAUAUGAACUUAUGAACACUUUAAUACUAUUGUCUGUUCAAAAAUUCAGUAGGUCCGGAUAUUUUUGAAUAACUCAAGAACAAUUAAAGACAGAGACUUGCAAUUUUCAGCAAACGAAUUUCGUCUGUAUUUUCAUGAGCAAAACCGUUUCUUGAAAACAUUCGGAAAAUCGGUUUUCUAGGGAAUCUUUGAAAAACCACCUCGGAUCUCCAGAAACUGAGACAGCAACCUAUCAUCUUCUUUUUAUAAAUACAUACUACAAAGUGUCCUCUCAAAAUCCGAACUAAGUGAACUCUUCAUUUUUGGUUUAUGUGUGGCAUCGGAUUUCCUGAGAGUCCCAGGAGAGUCCCAGGAUGAUUAGUUCUUUAGUUGUGGCAAUUCCGAAAACGAAUGGAAACAUAGGUAAUCGACC